UUCCCUUCAAAGACAGGACUGGCAAAGACAAGACGGGGGGAGAUCAAAAGCAAUGCCGAAAGUCAUCUCGCUCGCGGCAGCCGCCGAAAAGGAGAAUGCUGCGUCGUCGAGGCGGCCACAGUCGUCAAAGUACGGCAAGGAGGACGAGGUUGGGCACCGGAAGCGGGCGGGCGCGGACAGGAGGCCGCAUGGCCCCACGUCGUCCUCGGCCGACUCGGCCUACUCGAGGGGCGUGCUCAAGAGCAGCAGCAGCAGUGGCAGAGGGAACAACCGGAGAGAAUAUGGUGGUGGGCUGAACGAGGAAGAUGAGGAGGAGGAGGGGGCAAGAGAGCAGGACGUCAUGUACGACGACGAAUUUGUGAACCCGGUCGUGUCGCGCGCACCGCCAAUGAUGCCCAUGUCGUCGCCUCCGGGGAUGGCCAUGCCACGGAGGAGGGAUGACGCAGAGUACGACCCAGCACCCUUGCGGCGGGAAAAGUUGCUCGAGGAGAAGCUCCGGCUGCUCACGGCCGAGCGCGACGCCGUCCAGGCCCAAUUCGACGAGCUGCGUGAGCUACGCCUCACUGAGCCGGAGCGCAUCAUGGCCGAGCUGAAGCGUGUGGCCGAGCAGCAGGCCAAGGCCUCCUUUGACAGCUUCCGGUCGCUUUCGGCCCAGCUCGAGGCGUCCGAGGCCAGGGUGCGCGAGCUGGAGCAGCAGCAGCAGCAGGGAGCAAGUGGUGGGAUGCGGGGUGGAAAGUGCGACGAGUGCGAGGCGAGGGCCGACGUCGUGGAGGGGCUGCGUGCGAAGCUGCGCGAGGCGACGGACCGCGUCGAGCGGCGCCAGGGCGACGUGGCGCGCCUUGAGGCCGAGCUUGCCUCGCGCACCCGGCCAGCGCCUGCCAGCGGCACGCCCGCAGACCAGCGCGCCGUGCGGAAGCUGUACGAGGACCUGACGGGCAUCGUCAUCAACCGCGUUGAGCCAGUCGAGCCUCACGGCGGCGAUGGCCUGCAGCGCUUCUCGAUGGUCUUUGCCUGCGACGGCUACCACGACCUUGAGUUCUCUCUCCAGGAGUCCAAGUCCAACCUCCCACCGUCAUCGUCGUCGUCAUCGUCAUCAAGCAGGCCGCCGCCGCCAGGCGCCAGGCGCGACGACCUCGUCUACUGCCCACACCUCGACGCAGACCGCGACAGCGAGCUGCUGCGCAGCAAGCUCUUCCCGCAGCACCUCCGCGACGACCUCCGCUUCGACCGCGCGCUCAGCGUCAAGUUCCUCUCGACGAUGCAGGGCAAGCUCAAGCGGGCGUGAUUGUCACUGUCUCUGUCAUUGUAGUAAUAGUAGUAGUGGUAGGAGUAAUGUAUACAAUCAGGCG
Molecule: messenger RNA, 1349 nt
Organism: Acaromyces ingoldii
Lineage: Eukaryota; Fungi; Basidiomycota; Exobasidiomycetes; Exobasidiales; Cryptobasidiaceae
Exons: 4
Coding region: 53-1285 (410 amino acids)
Molecular function (GO): protein binding
Source: RefSeq, a predicted model, not a curated record